Limanda limanda (common dab) is the source of this 1215-nucleotide messenger RNA. RefSeq names its product opsin 7, group member b (gene opn7b). Gene Ontology annotation, biological process: G protein-coupled receptor signaling pathway; visual perception. Gene Ontology annotation, molecular function: G protein-coupled receptor activity. Gene Ontology annotation, cellular component: membrane. NCBI's taxonomy places the organism in Eukaryota, Metazoa, Chordata, Actinopteri, Pleuronectiformes, Pleuronectidae. The record is from RefSeq and is a predicted model, not a curated record. Bases 1 to 1215 code for a protein of 404 amino acids. The transcript is spliced from 5 exons.
AUGGGAAAUGCCUCAGAAACAUUUCUGCUCGUGUCCAAGAUAUCAAAAGACAGUGACAUCCUCAUGGGGACGAUCUACAGCAUCUUUGGUGUGCUGUCGUUAAUAGGAAAUGGGAUCCUGCUGUUUGUGGCCUAUAGAAAAAAAUCCACCCUGAAGCCUGCUGAGUUCUUUGUGGUUAACUUGGCCAUCAGCGACCUGGGCAUGACCAUGAGCCUGUUUCCACUGGCGAUCCCCUCGACCUAUGCCCACAUGUGGCUGUUUAGUAAAACGAUCUGCAUUAUCUACGCCUUCUGUGGCGUUUUGUUCGGCCUGUGCAGUCUGACCAACCUCACAGUGCUCUCCUGCGUCUGCUGGAUCAAGGUCUGCAUCCCAAACUACGGUAACAAGUUUUCGUACCGCCACGCCUGCCUCUUGAUUGCUGGGGUCUGGUGCUAUGCUGGAGUCUUUGCUGUGGGGCCCCUGUCUGGCUGGGGAGAGUACGGGCCCGAGCCGUACGGCACGGCCUGCUGCAUCAGCUGGCAUGCGCCCAGCCAAAGCACUGCAGCUAUGACCUACAUCAUCUGCCUCUUCUUCUUCUGCUACAUCAUUCCAUGCACCGUCAUCUUCCUGUCCUACACAUUCAUCCUGCUGACCGUGCGGGGCUCCAGUCAGGCUGUGCAGCAGCACAUGUCCCCACAGAACAAGAUCACCAAUGCACAUGCACUUAUCAUUAAGCUUUCUGUCGCAGUUUGUAUUGGUUUCUUGACAGCAUGGAGUCCAUAUGCUGUUGUGUCCAUGUGGGCAGGGUUUGGUAACCCAGAAACUGUACCACCCAUGGCUUUUGCCCUGGCAGCCAUCUUUGCCAAGUCCUCCACCCUCUACAACCCUAUUGUCUACCUGGUCUUCAAGCCCAACUUCCGCAAGUCCCUGUGCCGAGAUGUGGCCAAGUGCAGGAGGACACUCUGUGGAAGUCCGUGUCAGCACAGCUCUGCACAAAAGGAAACUUGUGGACAGCCUAAUCACAAAGACGAAUCCAACUCAACAAAGUUGUCGAACGGGCUACCAGAGAACCACAGGACCUGCAGACACUGUCCUUGCCCUGAAACAGUCCUUGGUGACAGAGAAAAGCUGACAGACAUCAGUCUGCAGAAGACUGCAAGGAUACUUAAAGGAUCUCGGCACAACGAGGUGGCUAUCAGUCAGCUCUCCAACGAAGUUCAGAGCGACUUCCUCUAG